GCAACAAUUGUGCACAAGUGUCAAAAGCCGUCAUUUGGAUGGCUGUAAUUUAGUUCUUUAAAAAUAUUGAAUAAUCGAAGUUUUAUUUCAUUAUACGUCGUGAGAACGUUGUUUCAGUGGUUAUCCAGACUAUUCGUGCCGAGACAGUUUCGCAGGAAACAGUGGAAUCCUGAACCAAACCAGUUACUGAUUUGAAAAAUCACGGUGAUCAAAAGUGGUUGUGUGUACAGAAAGUAAAUGAACAAAAUGACAACGUGUAACUUAUGACGUAAUCAUCUCUGAAGUCUUCCCUCGCCCAAGACUGAGCCUGUGAUAGCCGCCGACCGACAAUAAUAGUUGCCAGUAUAUGGAUACACGUUGUAUAACUACACUUCUGUAAAUCUCGGUGGUCGAUGCCCGGUAGGACGGCGAACGGGCCAACCGUCAUGUCGGCCCCGGCGCGACACCCCCACUUCUACACCGUCGAGGUCGGCGACACGAGGUUCACCAUCCUCAAGCGCUACCAGAACCUCAAACCUAUCGGAUCAGGAGCGCAGGGCAUUGUCUGUUGAUCGUGCUCGAGUAUAACAAAUAGUUAUAACCAUGGUUCAGUAUUACGCGGUGUCGCUCGGCGACGUGGUGUUCAAGAUACCCACGCGUUACACGGAGCUAGUGCGGCACGGCGCUGGCGCGCAGGGGAUAGUUGGCGCCGCGUACGACACAGUGACGCAACAGAAUGUGGCGAUCAAGAAGCUGUCGCGCCCCUUCCAGAACGUCACGCACGCCAAGCGCGCCUACCGGGAGUUCAAGCUCAUGAAACUUGUUAACCAUAAAAAUAUAAUCGGCCUCCUAAACGCCUUCACACCCCAGAAGAGCCUGGAGGAGUUCCAGGACGUGUACCUGGUGAUGGAGCUGAUGGACGCCAACCUCUGCCAGGUCAUCCAGAUGGACCUGGACCACGAGCGGAUGAGCUACCUGCUCUACCAGAUGCUGUGCGGCAUCAAGCACUUGCAUCUUGCCGGGAUCAUUCACAGGGAUCUGAAGCCCUCAAAUAUCGUGGUAAAGAGUGACUGCACUCUUAAAAUCUUGGACUUCGGGCUGGCGCGCACCGCCGGCACCACGUUUAUGAUGACGCCGUAUGUCGUCACGCGCUAUUACCGCGCGCCAGAGGUGAUCUUAGGCAUGGGCUACACAGAGAACGUGGACAUCUGGUCGGUGGGCUGCAUCAUGGGCGAGAUGAUCCGUGGCGGCGUCCUCUUCCCGGGGACGGACCACAUCGACCAGUGGAACAAGAUUAUAGAGCAACUGGGGACGCCUUCAGCGGCGUUCAUGGCGCGCCUGCAGCCAACAGUGCGGAACUACGUGGAGAACCGUCCACGCUACGCCGGAUACUCCUUCGAGAGGCUGUUCCCCGACAUACUGUUCCCGUCCGACAGCAACGAGCACAACCGGCUCAAGGCGUCGCAGGCGCGCGAUCUGCUCUCGCGCAUGUUGGUUAUCGAUCCGGAGCGACGCAUCUCUGUCGACGAGGCGUUACUCCACCCUUACAUCAACGUGUGGUACGACGAGGGAGAGGUCAACGCGCCGGCUCCAGCGUCGUACGACCACAGCGUGGACGAGCGCGAGCACACGGUGGAGCAGUGGAAGCAGCUCAUCUACCAGGAGGUGGUGGAGUACGCCGCGCCGCCGCCGCCGCCGCCGCCCGGCCACCCGCCGCCCGACCACGCGCAGCCCGCGCUCACCACAUAGGUUUCAACCGAAUUGACCGCCGAUGCAUCCACGAGUAUAGUGCAAGGACAAUUUUCUACAGGCGGCGCGACCUUGAACGAUUGUCGCCCCGGCGGGAAAGUCAUGUGAUCGAAUAUAACCUGUUACAUACAAUAA
Cydia splendana is the source of this 1863-nucleotide messenger RNA. RefSeq names its product stress-activated protein kinase JNK (gene bsk). Gene Ontology annotation, cellular component: nucleus; cytoplasm. Gene Ontology annotation, molecular function: JUN kinase activity; ATP binding. NCBI's taxonomy places the organism in Eukaryota, Metazoa, Arthropoda, Insecta, Lepidoptera, Tortricidae. The transcript is spliced from 15 exons. The record is from RefSeq and is a predicted model, not a curated record. Gene Ontology annotation, biological process: protein phosphorylation; JNK cascade. Bases 583 to 1728 code for a protein of 381 amino acids.